AAAAAACAUUCACAUCACCAUCAUCAUCAUCAUCAUCAUCAUCAUUGUAAAAAACAUCAACAACAAAAUGUCAUUAAUAUUGAUAGCAAUAUUGUUCAUGUUGAAAAUUCGAUCAUACCAAUGGCCAUGAAUGAUUCAUUUGUCGUUGGUCAAGAAUCAACGGAUGUUCAACAACAACAGCAAUUAGAGCCAAUACUACCAUGCAGAUUAUCGACCAAUAUGGAUACUACAGCACCGCCUUCUGAUCUUUUGGAACAUUCAUUAGAUCCUAUAAUGAAUACUAAUAAUGGUUCUACUUUUGCAUCUGCCAUUUUGGAACAACCUCAACAACAACAACAACAACAACCACAUACUCAUCUUCAAGUGGUUGACAUAAUAAAAAGCAAUAAUAAUAUUGAUAAUAGCCAACAAAAUUUGAAUCAAAAUGGUGAUAUUCAAACACCAGAUACAGUUCCGACAAUAAUAACGAAUUCUAAUCCGACCAAAGCUCGAAAUGCAUUACGUUUGAAAUUAUCAAAAUCAAAUAAAUCAUCAAGUCAAUAUAAAAUACCGAAAAUUAUCAGUCCUGAACAAUCCGUUGCCUUAUGUUCAUCAUCAUCAUCAUCAUCAUUAUCAUCCAAAUCGCCAAAUCAACCUAUCAUUGAACAGUCGACAAUGGAAUCGUUGAAACAAUCAUCACAUUCGAUGACUACAAUGAAAAAUUUAAAUUCUUCAACAUCCACAAUAAAUCAAAUGAACAUCAGUACUAAAUCAUCAACAUCUUCGUCGGCUAAAAAAGAUGAAAAAUCGCAUUUAAAACAAUUAUUAACAUAUCUAUGGAAACAAUUACAGCGAAAAGAUCAACAAAAUUUUUUCGCUCAACCAGUUUCCGAUUCAAUAGCACCCGGUUAUUCAGCGAUAAUUGCCCAUCCAAUGGAUUUAGGUACAAUCAAAUCAAAAAUUGCCGUUGAAUAUCGUACAUUGGGUGAUUUUAAAGCUGAUGUUAAAUUAAUGUGCGAUAAUGCAACUAAAUAUAAUCGACCAGAAACAAUUUAUUAUAAAGCGGCCAAUAAACUGUGGCAUUAUACAAAAAAUAAAUUAUUCAAAAAAGAUUCGGUUCUUGAUUAUUCGAAAAAAUAUCCAAAAUUAACACCAUUAGAACUAAGUUUAAUGCCAUCAAAUCAAGUAAUGAUGGGCUUGAAUUUGGCAUCCAAUCAAUCCAAUAUAUCAACACAAAACAAUUCGAAUCAACAAUUUGGAUUAUUAAGCAUUAAUGUCGGUAAUUUGGACAUAGAUACAUCAUUUCAAAGUUUUCAUUCAAAAACAACAACAUCAAGUCCUAAUGGUUCCAAAUCAAACUUUUUUGAUUCAUCAUCUAUUGCCUCUCCAGCGAUGGCGAUCAAUAAUUUCAUAUCACCAAACAAUUGGACGAGCCAAGUAUCGAAUAUUAAUAAAGAUACGAAUUUGAUAUCACCGAACAAUAAUCUUAAUAAUAAUAUCUCAUCAAUAUCAUCAUCAUCAUCAUCAUUAGCGAAUGGUGGUGGUCAUCCUGUUAAUGUAAAUAAUGCAGCUGCCAUUACUAUUGGAAAUGGUGGUUAUCAACAAUUUCGUUCGAUUUCUCCAUCUUCGUUUGGAUAUACUAGCUUCAAUGGAUCAAUGUUUCAAUCAAAUACAUCAUUUAACAGUGAUUGUAAUAAAAAUUUCGGUUCACAUGAUUCAAAUUUUCUUGUUGGUCAUUUAAAAUCAUCGACAAUCACAUCGAACAAAUCACGACGAGAUCCAAAUGAAGAACUUUUUGAUGGUCAUACAGCUUCAGAAUUGAUUGAAAGUGUUCAACAAGCGGCUCUUCAAGCCCGAGAACGUUUACAAUCUAGUCGUCGACCAACAUAUCUUUCUUAUUUGGAAGAAACCAAUGAUGAAGGUCUAGUUCUUUGUUCAAUCAUUGAUAAUCUAUCGCCAAAUACAAUGACAACGAUAUCAAAAAAUCUAAAUAGCCAUAAUAAUAAUCAACCGGGAUCACGAAUAAUAAAACCUCUAACUUUUGAUUAUAUAUAUCGACCAACCGAAUCUGGUAGAAUUGAUGUCAGUGUUUUAACAUCAAAUUCUAGUAUACUAUCAACAAAUACGACGAUCAAUACCAGUUCAUUGAAUUUAUCUCAUACUACAUUAACGACAGCAUCUAAUUCGAUUACAACUUCUGUCCCUAUUACUACGGCGGCAGCUAUAGAAACUUCUUUUGAUAUCAAUGAUAAUGAUUCCAAGGACGAAACCGGUCAAUCCAUGAAGACAACAACAACGACGACGACGACUAAAACGGCUGAUCAUCAAGCGAAUGGCAUAAACAAUGCAAUUGAUAAUGAAAAGAAAGACGAUUCCACAAAAUCAUCUGUUGAUAAUAAAUUAAAUGAAAUCGAAGAAAAAGAAAAAUUUUUGAAAGAAUUGAUUGAAGAAUUACAGCCAUGCUAUGGUAGUGAAGAAUUCGGUCUCGAUUAUGCAUUAUCGAUUGCCAAAUUUGCACGAAAUUCUGAAUAUACAUUUAGUUUGGUCACAUCAUUAUUAUCAGUAUUAACUGAUAAUAAACAUCGUAUCUUUUCCAGUAAAUUUCAUCGAUUAAUGCAAGAACAAUUUGAUGGCGUUCUACCACAAACAAAUUCUACUUAUUCCAAUACACCAAAUGGAAAACUUGAAACUACCACUCCAUCAUCAUCAUCUUAACCCUUUAGUACACGCACAUAAAUUUUGCAAACGAAACCUUCAAUAACCAUGUUGUACAUUCAUAAUGCUGGGUUAUAGAUAAAAAAAACACAGUCAUUUCUUGAUUUCCAUUGACCGGUCCACUUUUUGUUUUUACGAUUUGAUCUCUUAUUCAUGUUCGCUCAUUAUCAUCAUUAUUUUUAUUAUUAUU
Messenger RNA from Dermatophagoides farinae (American house dust mite), 2884 nucleotides. RefSeq lists its product as uncharacterized. The record is from RefSeq and is a predicted model, not a curated record. Gene Ontology annotation, biological process: regulation of transcription by RNA polymerase II. Gene Ontology annotation, cellular component: nucleus. NCBI's taxonomy places the organism in Eukaryota, Metazoa, Arthropoda, Arachnida, Sarcoptiformes, Pyroglyphidae.